AUGCUGCACAGUGUCAUUGCCGCCACCAGGCAGGAUUCAGCACACGAGUAUACCGUAUAUGUCCUGCGAACGCCGCCAUGUCAGGCGUUCCCACCAAGCGCCACUCAGCUCACGGCCACCGUCAAGAAGUAUGGGAUCACGAGGCAAUGGGCCGAGGCUCUGACAUUGCUCCAGGAAGCGUUGGGGUCACGCGUGCGGGCGGACACCAUCCUGUACAAUUCCGCCAUCAAUGUUUGUGGGAAGGGUGGCAAGUGGCAGCAGGCUGUCGUGUUACUCCGCGAGUUGACGGACGUACAGUUAGAACCGACCAUCGUGAGCUACAACGCUGGGGUCAGCGCGUGCGAGAAAGGUGGGCAGUGGCAGUUGGCGAUUUCGCUGCUGAGCGAGGUGCCAGCUGUGAAGCUGGAGCUGGAUGUGAUCAGCUGCAGUGCUGGAAUCAGCGCGUGCGAAAAAUGUGGUAAGUGGCAGCAGGCGGUCUGGUUGUUGAGCGAGCUGUGCGAGUCGACGUUGGAGCCCGAUGUGGUCUUCAACGCCGGGAUCAGCGCUUGCGAGAAAGUUGGGCAGUGGCAGCGAGCAUUAGCGCUGUUGAGGGAUUUAUGCGAGGUAGCGUUGGAGCCGGACUCGCACAGCUAUGCCGCUGGGAUUAGUGCGUGUGAGAAAGGGAAGCAGUGGCAGCAGGCGCUGGCUUUGCUGCGCGAGUCGUGGGACACGCUGCAGGAACCGAACCUUGUCGGCUGCAAUGCUGGAAUAAGCGCGUGCGUGAAGGGUGGGCAGUGGCAGUGGGCGCUGCUGCUGUUGCACGGCCUGCCAGCACUGGGGCUGGAGCCUGGCCUCGUCAGCUAUGGCACCGGGAUCAGCGCGUGCGCGGGGGGUGGCCGAUGGUGGCAGGCACUGCUGAUAUUGAGCAGGUUAUGGGAGAGGGAAAUGGCGCCUGAUUCUACUACAGUGCCUGCAUCAGCGCAUGCGAGAAGGGUGGGCAGUGGCAGUGGGCACUAUCGCUACUGA
Molecule: messenger RNA, 1005 nt
Organism: Prorocentrum cordatum
Lineage: Eukaryota; Dinophyceae; Prorocentrales; Prorocentraceae
Source: the annotation of a GenBank genome assembly